AUGGAGCCCUCGCCAAACACCACCGAAGCGAAGACCAGUGCCAAUCUUACCCUUUCGAUAUGUUCUUCUGCUUACCAAUGCUUCUCAAUACUGACUCCGCUCACAGUUCUCGAUGCCCCUAACCUCCGCGACGACUACUACUGUACUCUACUCGCAUAUUCCUACACCUCCAAGUGUCUGGCUGUAGGCCUAGGAAACUUUGUUCAUCUCUGGUCUGAGAGAAACGGUGUCAACACACCAGACUCGCUGAACGCCGUGCCGCCAAACGGUCCCGCAGAUGUUCAGCACGUCACAUCCUUAGACUUUUCCUCUACAGCAGGGGGUCAAGCUAUCCUUGCCGUGGGACGAGCCGAUGGCCGCAUCUUGCUAUGGAGCCCACUGGAUGCUGAGCCACGCUUCGAUGCAACACAACCCAAGCCUGUAUCUUGUGUAUCCUGGAGACCGACUGUUGUGCAGCGCCCUUCUCUCCGAGAUAGAGCAAUGACUGUAUCGACUGAAGAGUUGCUCAUCGGGGACGAAGUCGGUCACAUCUACUUUUACAGUGUGGAGUGGCCGUCAGAGACGCACAGUGAACUCUUCGGUUGGACUGGCGCCAUGACCCUGCUGGCUCGACUUUCAAUCCACAGCCAACAGAUCUGUGGCCUAGCAUGGUCAUCCGAUGGUGAGCUUUUCGCGAGUGGAGGAAACGACAACAACUGCAACCUGUUCGAAACGAAGAAAGUGCUUCGAUCGAAUCCAGCAAGCGAAAAUACAGCAGCCAUCUUGGACGUCCGCGAAGGCCCUCGUGGCGAAUCCAUCUACACCGUAACCAACCGUAGCAACAACGCCGUUCUACACCUCGCGCAAUCAGCCGCAAAACACACAUGGACACUCAAUGCCGCCGUCAAGGCCAUGGCCUUUUGCCCCUGGCAACGCGGGCUCCUAGCCGUCGGCAGCGGCUCAAACGACCGCUGCAUCCACUUCUACCACACACGCUCCGGCACCUGUCUUGCCACUAUCGACUGCGCAGCUCAAAUCACUAGCCUCAUCUGGUCCCAGACGCGCCGCGAGAUCGCAGCAACAUUCGGCUUCGCACAACCCGAACACCCCUACCGUGUCGCUGUCUUCGCCUGGCCCAGUUGCGAACAAGUCGUUGCCGUUCCGUGGUACGACGAGAAUCGCGCGUUGUGUGCAGUUGCUUACCCAGGCGGUCCCACGAGCGGUCCGCAGACAGACGACGAUCGUGGAGGAAGGGCGAGGGGUGAAGACUGGGUGUGGUCGCGGAGAGGUGUUGAGGAAGGUUGCAUUGUUGUGGCCGCGAGUGAUAUGGCGAUUCGAUUUCAUGAGAUAUGGAGUGAUCGACGGGUUAGUAUGGGCGCAGGCGGCUUGCUGGGCGGUGGCUCCAUGGGCUUGUUAGGCGGGAGUGAUAUCCUUGAGGGGCCUUAUGCUGGCGGUAUUGAAAGGCAGGGCACGAUUAUCAGGUAG
This is a messenger RNA of Alternaria incomplexa, 1464 nucleotides long. RefSeq lists its product as uncharacterized. The transcript is spliced from 2 exons. NCBI's taxonomy places the organism in Eukaryota, Fungi, Ascomycota, Dothideomycetes, Pleosporales, Pleosporaceae. The record is from RefSeq and is a predicted model, not a curated record. Gene Ontology annotation, molecular function: protein binding; ubiquitin ligase activator activity; anaphase-promoting complex binding. Gene Ontology annotation, cellular component: anaphase-promoting complex. The coding region runs from base 1 to 1464 and encodes 487 amino acids. Gene Ontology annotation, biological process: positive regulation of ubiquitin protein ligase activity; positive regulation of anaphase-promoting complex-dependent catabolic process; anaphase-promoting complex-dependent catabolic process.